CCGCCAUUCACGGCCUUGGAUGUCAAUCACCAGGUCCAGGCCGGUGAUUACACGCAGGCACCCGGUGAUUGCCGAGUAUUACUGACGGGGGGAGAGAACUGUAUGUAAACAACGCAGUUCUCUUCCCUGUCAGCUCCUGCAUGCUGCUUUGUAUGGUCCUGCAUAACAGAGCCAGUGGAAAGCACAGACAAAGCCUCAUAAUAAACCACACACAGCACACAGUUAACCCUUUGAUCGCCCCAGAUGUUAACCCCGUCCUGCCCAGUGCCACUAGUACAGUAUCAGUGCAUUUUAUUAGCACUGAUCACUGUAUUGGUGUCACUGGGGAUGUCAGUGAUACCAAGUUAGUUCCCCCCCAGUGUCAGAAUGCCCGCCGCAGUCCCAUUACCAGU
Molecule: messenger RNA, 392 nt
Organism: Staurois parvus
Lineage: Eukaryota; Metazoa; Chordata; Amphibia; Anura; Ranidae
Source: the annotation of a GenBank genome assembly